AUGUAUUUAUUGACAUAUUUGACGAGUUUUCUCCUAUUUAUUUCUCUUCAUAUUAAUGCUAAUAUAAUAUCUGAUAAUGAAAUUUAUUAUCCUUCAUUAUGGCAAACUGUUUCAUCAUCAUUAACUGAAUAUCCAUUAGUAAAUGAUUCAUCUUCUCAAUAUCGAUUAAUUGAUUCAUGGUUUUAUCCACAUAGACUUGAUAGUUGGUGGGUAGCAGCUAAUUAUUAUUUAUCAGUCAUACCAUUUUUUGCUGCGAAUGAUGUUGGUCUUAUUACUCCUCAAGAAUCAUUUCGUAUUAUUCAAUAUGCAAAUUUUUGUUCGAAAUCAAUUGAAUGUUUACAACACGUACCAAAAGCUAUGACAUAA
This is a messenger RNA of Rotaria sp. Silwood1, 366 nucleotides long. The record is from the annotation of a GenBank genome assembly. Lineage: Eukaryota; Metazoa; Rotifera; Eurotatoria; Philodinida; Philodinidae.